This is a messenger RNA of Carya illinoinensis, 771 nucleotides long. RefSeq lists its product as uncharacterized. The transcript is spliced from 2 exons. The coding region runs from base 1 to 771 and encodes 256 amino acids. NCBI's taxonomy places the organism in Eukaryota, Viridiplantae, Streptophyta, Magnoliopsida, Fagales, Juglandaceae. The record is from RefSeq and is a predicted model, not a curated record.
AUGGCGAAGGACAAAGCACCGGGCCCGGAUGGAUUCUUGAUGGAUUUUUUUCAGGCUUGUUGGGAUGUCGUGAAAUGUGAUAUUAUGCAGGUUUUCUUAGAAUUUCACUCUUACCAGAAAUUUGAAAAAAACCUCAAUGCGACGUUCAUCGCUCUUAUACCAAAGAAACAUAGGGCUAAGACAGUUGAAUAUUUCCGCCCCAUAAGCCUUGCGAGUGGAGUAUACAAAAUCAUCUCAAAGGUUCUUGCUAAUCGGCUUAGCCCGGUGUUGGAACAUAUUAUCUCUAAGCCUCAAAAUGCUUUUAUUCGGAGGAGACCGAUUCUAGAUUCGGUACUUAUUGCCAAUGAGUGCUUGGAUCAUAGGAUGCUGGAAGGUGUCCCAGGUUUGAGUCAAGGGGAUUCUUUGUCUCCUCUCCAGUUUGUCAUUGUUAUGGAGGCACCUGGUCGGAUGGUGAAGGCUAGUGUUGGAGGAGGGUUUCUUUCCCGGUUUUCAAUGGGUAAUGGCACGAAUGGCCCUUCUUUACUCUCACAUCUAUUAUUUGCAAAUGAUACUCUCUUAUUUUGUGAUGCGGAUCUUGGUCAGAUCCAAUCUCUGCAAGUUCUUUUGUUAUGUUUUGAAGCAGUGUCGGGGCUUAAGGUCAACCUUGGUAAAUCUGAGAUGGUUGUGGUGGGUGUGGUGCCUAAUAUUAACAGCUUGGCGCAUUUUUUGGAUUGUAAGGUGUCUUCCUUGUCCCAUGAAAUAUUUGGGACUCCAUUUGGGGGCGAUUUUUAA